AUGGCCUUCAAGAGUUUUUCUGGGAGAACGUACGACAUCGUGUCCGAUAAAGUCAAGCAAUCGGAUAGUUUUGAUGAAAUUCCCAUCAUCGAUCUUAGGCGGCCAGAAGACGAGGUGAUUGACAGUUUGCGAGACGCAUGUACUCGUGUUGGGUUUUUCUAUAUUUCCAACCACGGCAUCCCGCAGGCUGUCAUUGAACAGGUGCUGUCUACAGCGGAGGAGUUUUUCGCUCUGGAGAAUGCGACCAAAAACCAAGUCCAUUUCAAGAACGGAGCUGGACUAUGUGGAUAUGAGGGCUUUCAAAAUGUCCAUACAGACGAGACAAGAAAGCCGGACUUGAACGAAGCUUUCAGCUGGCGUUAUGCCCCGGAUAUCGAUCGCUCGAUCGAGCACAAUUCAAGUCCCACAAAAACACAGCAAGGCAAUGAUGCGGUAGAAAGCUUUCUUACCAGUGGACAGAACCUUUGGCCCGAUGCAAAGCCAGAAAUGCGGCGGGAUAUCAGUGAAUACUACAGCCACGUGUUGGUUCUGGCGAGGAGACUGAUUCGCCUGUUUGCUUCGGUGCUAGCAUUACCGGAAACACACUUCGACAACAUGAUGCAACAUCCGGGCUCCAUGGGGAAAAUCUUGCAUUAUCCACCACAGUCAGCCAAGGGUCUGGAUACUCCAUUCGGCAUAGGCGCUCACACUGAUAUCGAAUGUUUCACGAUUCUGUGUCAAGGUGGCGAUGUGCCCGCCUUACAGGUAUUGAAUCCAAAAGGUGAAUGGAUUUUAGCUCCUCCCAUAAAAGGAACCUUUGUCGUCAACAUUGGGGAUAUGCUGACAAGAUGGUCCAAUGACACCUUUCGAAGUACAAUCCAUCGGGUUCUCAAUAUCACGGGCCGAGAGCGUUACUCGAUGCCUGUAUUUAUUGGGCCUAGCUAUGAUACCAUCAUCAAGCCUUUGGAAACAUGUCUUGAGGGUGGACCCAAGUAUGAUCCAAUAUCCGCUGGCCUGUAUGUUUGGAAGAGACUUGCAGUUAGUAGGCUGGAUAAAGAUGAGUACGAACGGCAAAAAAUCAAUAUCGAAAGCCAAUUGGCAGCGCCGACUGAGGUAUGA
Messenger RNA from Talaromyces atroroseus, 1098 nucleotides. RefSeq lists its product as hypothetical. The transcript has a single exon. The coding region runs from base 1 to 1098 and encodes 365 amino acids. Lineage: Eukaryota; Fungi; Ascomycota; Eurotiomycetes; Eurotiales; Trichocomaceae. The record is from RefSeq and is a predicted model, not a curated record. Gene Ontology annotation, molecular function: dioxygenase activity.